UCGAUCAGGGUUCAAGAGAGCGUCCAAGAAUCGGUAAAAAGCCAAGAAAAAAAUCCGACAGCGUUUACUCUUCCUCUUCCAAGAUUAAACCUGCCGCAAACCAAGGUGGUUCUCAGCGGCCUGCGAAGGGGCGUGGCCAGAAUGUCAAGAGCCACGCCCCGGGAGAAUGCCGCCGGCCUUCGCCGCGCCCCACCCUGCGGCCCCAGAAGGGACCUGUAGUGACGUCAUAAGCACUUCCUAUGUAGCCAUCCGCCAGGAAAGAAAGUAGUCCCCAAACCCCAGCGGGCCCCAUCGUCUAUUCUAGGCAACAUACAGAAUUUUAGGGUCGCUCCGGACAGGAUUAUGGUUCUGAGGUCUCAGAGAGCCCUUCCGGAACACUGGAACUCUGUCUUUCCCUGGCGUGGCGGUGGAAGUAGUCCCGGCCUACAGUAGACCGAUAGGUCCCUCCGCAGCGGGGAAAAAGAGGAUGGCGACCUCGUCGAUGCCGGAGUCCGAGAGAAACACGGCAAAGAAGGCCUUAGAGUGAAAGCCCCAGACCCUGCACCUUCCUGCCAGGCGUUCCCCCGAGCCGAUGGAGGAGAACGAGGUAGAGAGCAGUAGCGACGCUGCCCCUCGGCCUGAGGAGCCCUCUGAGAGCGGCCUGGGUGUGUGCACCUCGGAAGCUGUGUCAGCCGACAGCAGCGACGCCGCGACCGCCUCGGGGCCGGUGGAGGCCGAUGUCUCUGGAGUGGUGCAAAGCUCAGACCGAGGCAGCCACUCACUGGAGGAGGUAUCGGAGAGCAGCUCAAGCACGGAGCCUCUGCCUCAUGGCUACCUCCCGGAUUCGUCUUCUGUGUCUGGUGGGCCGGUGGCAGCAGUCCCUGGAGGCCCCCCAGCACUGGUGCACUCCAGUGCUCUCCCAGACCCCAACAUGCUGGUGUCUGACUGCACAGCUUCCUCCUCGGACCUGGGCUCGGCCAUCGACAAGAUCAUCGAGUCCACCAUCGGGCCAGACCUCAUCCAGAGUUGUAUCACCGUGACCAGUGCUGAAGAUGGCGGAGCUGAGACCACGCGAUACCUAAUCCUGCAGGGCCCGGACGAUGGUGCCCCCAUAACGUCUCCAAUGUCCAGUUCCACCCUGGGCCACAGCCUGGCAGCCAUCGAAGCCCUGGCUGAUGGCCCUACAUCUACAUCCACGUGCCUAGAGCCGCCUGAGGAGGCGCAGGAUGGGCCCGGCUCCCUGGCAAGGGCGCCCCCAGCCCCUGGCGCCGAGGAGCUGGACCUGCAGAGCCUGGAAGCCAUGAUGGAGGUGGUGGUGGUGCAGCAGUUCAAGUGCAAGAUGUGCCAGUACCGGAGCAGCACCAAGGCCACACUGCUGCGGCACAUGCGGGAGCGGCACUUCCGCCCUGCAGCAGCAGCAGCAGCAGGCACUAGUAAGAAAGAACGACAGCGGAAGUGGGACGCCUCUGCCAAGACCCAGGAGGAAGAAGGGCCGGAGGAGGAGGAGGAAGAUGACAUUGUGGAUGCUGGGGCCAUCGAUGACCUGGAGGAGGACAGUGACUAUAAUCCUGCUGAGGAUGAGCCCCGAGGCCGGCAGCUGCGGCUCCAGCGCCCCGCCCCCAGCACCCCAAGGCCACGAAGGAGACCUGGCCGGCCCCGAAAGCUGGCUCGCCUGGAAACCUCAGAUCUCCCAGAUGGUGUGGAGGAGCCUCUAGUGAGUUCCCAGAGCGGUGAGAGCCCCACAGAGCCGCAAGAUCCUGAGGCGUCCAGCUCCUCGGGCCCAGGAUGCCUGGUGGCCCUGGGCAAGGCUGGCAAGGCCCCGGUGGAGUCCGGUGUGAGUCAGUCAGACUCCGAGAACACAGCACCCUCCUGCCAAGAAGAGCCUGAAGCCCCACCCCGCCGCCGGGGCCGACCCUCCAGGCGAUUCCUGGGCAAGAAAUACCGCAAGUACUAUUACAAGUCGCCCAAGCCGCUUCUGAGGCCCUAUCUGUGCCGCAUCUGUGGCUCCCGCUUCCUGUCCCACGAGGACCUGCGUUUCCAUGUCAACUCCCACGAGUCUGGUGACCCCCAGCUCUUCAAGUGCCUCCAGUGUAGCUACCGCUCCCGCCGCUGGUCCUCGCUCAAGGAACACAUGUUCAACCAUGUGGGCAGCAAGCCCUACAAGUGUGACGAAUGCAGCUACACCAGUGUCUACCGGAAGGACGUCAUUCGCCAUGCAGCAGUGCACAGCCGGGACCGGAAGAAGAGGCCAGAUCCGACCCCAAAGCUGAGUUCUUUCCCCUGCCCUGUGUGUGGCCGUGUGUACCCCAUGCAGAAGAGACUGACUCAGCACAUGAAGACGCACAGCACUGAGAAGCCCCACAUGUGUGACAAGUGUGGAAAGUCCUUUAAGAAGCGCUACACCUUCAAGAUGCACCUGCUCACGCAUAUCCAGGCUGUUGCCAACCGCAGGUUCAAGUGCGAGUUCUGUGAGUUUGUUUGUGAGGAUAAGAAGGCCCUGCUGAACCACCAGCUGUCCCAUGUCAGUGACAAGCCCUUCAAAUGCAGCUUCUGUCCCUACCGCACCUUCCGAGAGGACUUCCUGCUCUCCCACGUGGCUGUCAAGCACACAGGGGCCAAGCCCUUUGCCUGUGAGUACUGCCACUUCAGCACCAGGCACAAGAAGAAUCUCCGCCUGCACGUCCGGUGCCGGCAUGCAAGCAACUUUGAGGAAUGGGGGCGCCGCCACCCUGAGGACCCUCCCUCCCGCCGCCGUCCCUUCUUUUCUCUGCAACAAAUUGAGGAACUAAAGCAGCAGCAUAGUACGACCCCCGCAGCACCCCCCGCCUCCCCAGGACCUCCUGAGCUCCCUCCAGAGGCUGCACCUUUCCAGUCACCCGAGACCCCUCCACUGCUCUGUUCUGACACUCUGGGCAGCGCCACCAUCAUUUACCAGCAAGGAGCUGAGGAGUCCACCGCAAUGGCCACACAGACAGCCUUGGACCUGCUGUUGAACAUGAGCGCUCAGCGGGAGCUAGGGGGCGCAGCCCUGCAGGUAGCUGUGGUGAAGUCAGAGGACAUGGAAGCAGAGCUAGCAUCCUCUGGUGGGCAGCCCUCCCCCGAAGACACCACUCCACAAGUGGUAACCCUCCAUGUGGCUGAGCCAGGAGACACUGUGGCAGCCGAGAGCCAACUAGGCCCCCCUGACCUGCAGCAGAUCACCUUGGCACCUGGUGCAUUUGGUGGAGCUGGCUACAGCGUCAUCACAGCACCCCCUAUGGAGGAGGGCACAUCAGCUCCUGGCACACCUUACAGUGAGGAGCCCCCAGGGGAGGCAGCCCAGGCUGUGGUUGUGAGUGACACCCUCAAAGAAGCUGGCACCCACUAUAUCAUGGCAGCCGAUGGAACCCAGCUGCACCACAUUGAGUUGACUGCAGAUGGCUCCAUUUCCUUCCCCAGUCCUGAUUCCCUGACCUCUGGAGCCAAGUGGCCCCUGCUGCAGUGUGGGGGGCUGCCCAGAGAUGGCCCCGAGCCCCUAUCUCCAGCCAAGACCCACAGAGUGGGGAACCCCCCGAGCUGUUCCUCCCCACCUCCUACAGCCAGCAAAGCCCUGGGCCUGGUGGUCCCACCCUCGCCACCAUCUGCAACCACUGCAGCAUCGAAGAAGUUUUCCUGCAAGAUCUGUGCCGAGGCCUUCCCUGGCCGGGCAGAGAUGGAAAGUCACAAGCGGGCCCACGCUGGGCCUAGUGCCUUCAAGUGCCCUGACUGCCCCUUCAGUGCCUGCCAGUGGCCGGAGGUCCGGGCCCAUAUGGCGCAGCACUCGAGCCUGCGUCCUCACCAGUGCAGCCAGUGUAGUUUCGCCUCCAAGAACAAGAAGGACUUGCGGCGGCACAUGCUGACCCACACCAAUGAGAAGCCUUUCUCGUGCCACCUCUGUGGGCAGCGUUUCAACCGCAAUGGGCACCUCAAGUUUCACAUCCAGCGGCUGCACAGCCCCGAUGGGAGAAAACCAGGGACCCCUACAGCCCGGGCCCCAGCCCAGACCCCCACUCAGACCAUCAUCUUGAAUAGUGAUGAGGAGACGCUGGCCACACUGCAUACUGCCCUCCAGUCCAGUCAUGGGGUCCUGGGCCCGGAGCGGCUGCAGCAGGCGCUGGGCCAGGAACACAUCAUUGUGGCCCAGGAACAGACAGUGACCAAUCAGGAAGAAGCCACCUAUAUCCAAGAGAUCACCACAGCAGAUGGCCAGACAGUACAGCACCUGGUAACCGCUGACAACCAGGUACAGUAUAUCAUCUCUCAGGACGGUGUCCAGCACCUGCUGCCUCAGGAAUAUGUUGUGGUCCCUGAUGGCCAUCACAUCCAGGUACAGGAGGGCCAGAUUACACACAUCCAGUAUGAACAAGGAGCCCCGUUCCUGCAGGAGUCCCAGAUCCAGUAUGUGCCUGUGUCCCCAGGCCAGCAGCUUGUCACUCAGGCUCAGCUUGAGGCCGCAGCACACUCUGCUGUCACAGCAGUGGCUGAUGCUGCCAUGGCCCAGGCCCAGGGCCUGUUCGGCACAGAAGAGGCAGUGCCUGAACACAUCCAACAGCUGCAGCACCAGGGCAUCGAGUAUGAUGUCAUCACCCUGACUGAAGACUGAGCCCAAGGCUGUAAUGAGGAUCAUGGAUAUUGGGCCAGCUCUUCUGGAGGCCGUGGGGACUCCUUUCCCUCUCCCACUUAGAUUCUCCAGAUACUGGGCAGCCGGCCUCCUUUCGUUACAGAGGAGACAGCUUUGUGCUCUUGGGUUUGGGGGACAGCCAUGGGCCCAGCUAGGACAUGCUGGGUGACCUAGCCUGCAGGCAGGCUUCAAGAGAUGAAUUUAUUUUUGUUUGGAUGGACCCACUGGCCCCUUAGUCUCAAUAAAGGGACCAGAGUCCAGCCCUG
Chinchilla lanigera (long-tailed chinchilla) is the source of this 4884-nucleotide messenger RNA. RefSeq names its product zinc finger protein 335 (gene Znf335). NCBI's taxonomy places the organism in Eukaryota, Metazoa, Chordata, Mammalia, Rodentia, Chinchillidae. Gene Ontology annotation, cellular component: nucleus. Gene Ontology annotation, molecular function: RNA polymerase II cis-regulatory region sequence-specific DNA binding. Bases 572 to 4600 code for a protein of 1342 amino acids. Gene Ontology annotation, biological process: brain development; regulation of gene expression; positive regulation of neurogenesis. The transcript is spliced from 28 exons. The record is from RefSeq and is a predicted model, not a curated record.